Molecule: messenger RNA, 396 nt
Organism: Ceutorhynchus assimilis (cabbage seed weevil)
Lineage: Eukaryota; Metazoa; Arthropoda; Insecta; Coleoptera; Curculionidae
Source: the annotation of a GenBank genome assembly
AUGGCCGAUGAAGAAUUCGACGAUAACGACGUAGGAGACGAUUUUGACGACGAUGUGGAAGACGACAAUAUCGAGGAACUGGAACAACCCGAAGAAGAAGGGGACAAUAUCGAUAUUCUCCAACCAGGCCAAGCAGGAGGUGGAGUACCGAAAAACAAACGUAUAACAACCAAAUACAUGACCAAGUACGAACGAGCAAGAGUAUUGGGUACCAGAGCCCUACAAAUAGCCAUGUGCGCCCCUGUCAUGGUAGAACUUGACGGAGAAACUGAUCCCCUUCAAAUCGCCAUGAAGGAAUUAAAACAACGCAAAAUUCCCAUUAUUAUUCGAAGAUAUUUACCGGAUCAUUCCUAUGAAGAUUGGGGAAUUGAUGAACUUAUCAUUAUAGAUCAUUAG